UGGCGCGGCGCCCUGUUGGCCGCGGCGGGCGGCAAGAUGGCGGCGGCGGCGGCGGGGUGGCGGGUAGUGGUGACGCUGUUGGCGGCGGCGGUGCCGCUGCUGCUGGUCCUGGUGCGGGCCGAGGGCCCGGGCACGGCGCCGCCGCACCGGCGCUUCGAGUACAAGUACAGCUUCAAGGGGCCGCACCUCGUGCAGGCGGACGGCAGCGUGCCCUUCUGGGCCCACACGGGCAAUGCCAUACCGAGUGCAGAUCAGAUUCGUAUCACGACGUCUUUGAAAAGCCAGAAGGGAUCGGUGUGGACGAAAAACAAGUCAAUAUUUGAAUACUGGGAAGUCGAGGUGACCUUUCGCGUUACUGGAAGAGGCCGCAUUGGAGCCGAUGGACUGGCCAUCUGGUUUACGGAAGAGCAAGGCUUGGAGGGUCCUGUCUUUGGAGCAGCUGAUAAGUGGAACGGUGUUGGAAUUUUCUUUGACUCCUUUGACAACGAUGGAAAGAAAAACAAUCCUGCAGUGCUCGUUGUAGGCAACAAUGGGGAACUUCUGUAUGACCAUCAGAAUGAUGGUUCCACGCAAACGCUGGCCUCCUGUCAGAGGGACUUCCGUAACAAGCCCUAUCCUGUUCGAGCAAAGAUAACUUACUACCAGAAAACGUUGACUGUAUUAAUUAACAAUGGCUUUACUCCUGAUAAAGAAGACUAUGAAUUUUGUGCGAAAGUGGAAGAGAUGGUGUUGCCAUCACAAGGAUAUUUUGGAAUUUCGGCAGCAACGGGGGGACUGGCAGAUGACCACGAUGUCCUGUCUUUUCUGACUUUCCAACUGACGGAGCCUGGGAAGGAAGCGCCAACACCUGGCGCAGAAAUUCCUCAGAAAGAUAAAGAGAAGUAUCAGGAAGAGUUUGAACACUUUCAACAAGAGCUGGACAAGAAGAAAGAAGAGUUUCAGAAGGAACAUCCUGAUGUGCAGGGACAGCCAGCUGAUGAUCUGUUUGAAACUGUCAGCGAUCGUGAACUGAGGCAAAUCUUCGAGGGGCAGAAUCGAAUCCACCUUGAAAUCAAGCAGCUGAACAGGCAGUUGGACAUGAUUCUGGAUGAGCAGAGGAGAUACGUCUCCGCAGUCACUGACGAGAUUGCUAAGAGAGGAGCUGGUUUACCAGGGCAGCAAGGACAGGUUCCCCAGCAAGAGAUCGAGACAGUUGUGAAAACUCAAGAAGAGGUCCUUCGACAAGUGAAUGAGAUCAGGAAUUCCGUGGCCGAUACGCUGAAGCUGGUCGGUGGAGCUCAACACCCCGGCUCUGCCGCAGGAGCCUACGAAACAACUCAGCACUUCAACGACAUCAAAGAACACCUCCACGUCGUAAAGAGGGACAUCGAGCAUUUAGUACAGCGCAAUAUGCCACCAAGUGAGAAAACAAAGUGUCCGGACCUGCCACCGUUUCCCUCGUGCUUAUCUACAGUGCACUUUGUCAUAUUUGUAGCGGUGCAAACAGUGUUAUUCAUUGGUUAUAUCAUGUAUAAGAGUCAGCAAGAAGCGGCAGCCAAGAAGUUCUUUUGAUGACCCAUUCGGUUAGUGUGUACGUACCAGUGUAUGCACGCACAGAGAAUCCAAUACGACUUCUGGAAAUGAGGGAAAUCUUAGUGUUUGAUAUACUUCAACAUUGUAAAUUAUUGAAUUUUCUUAAACAAAAGGAGUUCUCACUUCAACCGUUAACGAGGGACUGGGGAGCAGCAGAGCAAAUCCUGGCUGGGGGAAGGCUGUGGACCUGUCUAGGUCUGUGUUUUGAGCUCACUUUCUCAUAAAUGCCGGAAGGCGAGUGCCGUAUUCAUCAUCUUGUGUUCAGAUUCCAGAGGAGGGAAUUGAAACGCCCAGGUUGGGGGUGGCUCAUCAUGAGAAUUGCAGAUGGUAGCUUGCCGUAGCAGUUUGAAAAACCGCAGGAGUGAGCAAGCAAACAAAAAGCACCUCAAACAAUGGUUCUUUCCCAUUUGUUAUAAACAUUUCAGUUCUUUACCACUUGGAUUUAACGGUUUAAGAACUCUUAACUUGAUUCAUGAAAUACAGAUUUAACCACUCUGAUAUGUGGGCACUUUUUGACAGGCCCAUCGCGGUUUAGUACCCGGUACAGAAAUCAAACUGCAGAACAAGCACAGAAAGGCUGAUCUCCUUAUUUUGGAUUUAGGCAGUGAGAAAACACGAUAAAGUCGUUUCUUCAAGUCUCUUGUGGGAGUGAUUUCUUUUUUGUAGUUUCAAGUCUAUCUGUGAUUUUGUUGGGAGAUUUGUGGAACUCUCAGCAGAGAGAUCAUGGCUUUUAUACCUCUUUGAAUCUGAUUUUAUUGAGGAGAUGUUUAGUAUAUGACAAUGUCUCUAGUUCUGUGAUGCUGUCUUGUCUUUCCUGUGUCAAAUAUAGCUGCUUUGGUUUAAAUCUCGAUGUGGCAUCCUAAACUACAGAUGUGGAGUGUUAGCCCGUCCCUUCCCAAGCUGUUGCUUCUGCCGUGGUUCGUUAACCCAGCAGCUACCGUAGAACCAGUGCUGUGUGUCAAGUCCUGCUUUAAUAUCCAAAGCGUAAGACUGAACGGGUGGUUUUGAUGCUGCUUAUUAGGUGAAUAUUUGCUUCGGCAAAGGAACAGAGCAGAACAGCCCAAAUUAGGAAUGCAAAAUGAAUUAAUUUUGCCUUGUUUACGUAUCCGUGGUAACUUUGUCCUUGAGUUGUUUGUGUGGAGUUAGAACAGGGGUUUUGGGGUGUUUUAAAUUCUAUCAAAUACACUAACGGGUCAUGGCGUUUCACUUUUAAUAAUCAAAUCUAUUCGUUAGAAUCUGCAAAACCUAUCUGGAAUCUACCGUACUGCUCCCGUGUUGCUAGUCUGCUCCCUUGGAGUGCUGCACGUGCUGCCAAAUUCGCUGUCGUGAGGAACAUUUCAGUAUUGUGCCUGUCAGUUUGGAGAAAUGAUAAAUCUAUGCAAUAUCUUUUGUUACUUAAAAUACAGUGUCUAAAAUGUGGGUGUCUGUGCGUUGGCAGUGAAAUGAGGCUGCCUGUGCGCUUAGUCGCAUUGCCAGAGGACGGAGCGUGCUGUGUGCGGUGUGGCUUUAUGGACUCAUUCCUAAGGUUGAGAAGAUUUUUGCUGUGCUAAUUGGAGAAGCUGCUGCCUCAACCAAUCUUGUUGGAUAAAUAGGGUAAAUCGGUGGGAAAAGCUUUUUGGAUAAGCCAGAAUAACACAUGGGAAUUUAUCCAUUCAGUUCUUUCAACACCAGCAAAUCCUUACAGGUGCCUUGAGUCGAAGCUGUUAGUACUCAGACUCUUCUGACUAAACCUAAUGUAUUUUCUUAUUUUCUUAUUUUCUUACUGUUCUGAACGGUGUUGUUCCUUUCGAUUCCGAGCCCCCUAACAGAGCUCCCUCUUGCCACAGGCCCUUGAUGCAGAAAGGCUGGUUUUUAACAAGUGUGUGUUCCUCCUGGAAUCACGAGGAACAGCUCGAAUAGGAGGACGCCUGUAUUUUUUAUUACUGUGAAUUUAUCCAACCCUAACUUUGUUUAAAAGCUGGAGCAGCCGCUGCUGCUGUUAGAGGAGAAGGCUGGGGGUGAGUUAACAUCUCCAGCGCGGCUCAGCCUGUGUUUGUGCUGCUAACAGACCUGACACGUGUCCCACGUGCAACGGGAAACUCCUGUAUCGGGGAGCAGGAGUUCUAAAGUGUAACCACCACAACGUGGUAACUCUGCUUCGUGCUUGGAACUUCUCUAACUGCCUCCUCGCAGGGUUGCCCAGCUUAAAUUCUGUCCUCUCUGGGUUUGAAGUGAUAGCAACACAUUUGGACUUUAAGAACAUCUGCCAGUCAGUGUAGCCUCCUGCUCUGGCUGCUGGAAGCUCCUUCCAGCUCUGGUAGCGUUUGAUUCUUGUCAAGUCAGAUUUCAGGACCAGGAGGAGACCUCUUGGAAUCCAGUUUGCCAAUAGGAAGGAGAGCAAGUCUGAUAAUCACAUUAGAAGUGUGGAUGAUAAGCAACAACCAUCUGGCAGUGACAAGAGAAUCACAGUGAUCUGCGUACGUUAAAUAUGUUGUCACACCUGAAAAAUUCACAGUAGGGGUUGUAAAUCAGCCGGCUUCUUGUGGGAAGGAAAUCUGCCAUCUCUCGAUUAUUGUAACUCCCAGGACCGGCUACUGUUCUUUUGAAUUCAAACAGCUUCAUGUUUCUGACUAAUGUAAAUUGGAGUUCAGAGAUAACGUUAUUUGAAUAAAGAUGCAUAUUUUUAGUAAGCUU
Molecule: messenger RNA, 4245 nt
Organism: Cuculus canorus (common cuckoo)
Lineage: Eukaryota; Metazoa; Chordata; Aves; Cuculiformes; Cuculidae
Gene: LMAN1
Product: lectin, mannose binding 1
Exons: 13
Coding region: 37-1551 (504 amino acids)
Biological process (GO): endoplasmic reticulum to Golgi vesicle-mediated transport; endoplasmic reticulum organization; Golgi organization
Cellular component (GO): COPII-coated ER to Golgi transport vesicle; endoplasmic reticulum membrane; endoplasmic reticulum-Golgi intermediate compartment
Molecular function (GO): D-mannose binding
Source: RefSeq, a predicted model, not a curated record